AUGCGUAUCAAGCUACUUUUUCUCUUCUUCAUGGGAUUAGCGAUGGCUAGUAGUAGAGAUACUGCAUCAUCUUCUCUCCCAAAAUCCACCAUCAAGAAGUUUGAUUCAGUUACUGACCAUGCUGAUUACGUAUCAAUUGACCCCCACUAUUCACCUCUAACGAAACAAAUCCCAAAUAAAAUCAAGGGAUUCGCUGAAGAUGGAGGAUCAUCUCGUCUCUCCACUGACAUCAUUAAUCGAUACAGAUCUUUCAAAGAAUCUGCUGACAAUGUCGGACCAUCUCGUCUCUCCACUGACAUCAUCAAUCAAUACAGAUCUUUCAAAGAUUCUGCUGACACCACUAACCAUCAAACUGACCGUAAUCAUCCACCACCAACUCUCCAUGAAAACAUGCCCUCCAGAAGAAAGAGAUCCAUCUCCGCCUAUUCAUCUGCUCUAUUCAGAUUAAGAAGAUCAUCCAACGAUGUCACCUUCUCCACUCUCCAAUCCCGUAUUGCCGCCCUCGCUCGUGUUGUGACUGGAGUGUCGUUGUACAAUGGACUAGUUGACAAAUCCAUUUCUUCUGACCAAGCCAUCACUGAACUGAUGAAUCUUGGAUCAAUCCAGCUGAAGGAUUUGGAAACUUUUGACAACAAAAAAGUCGAAGCGUUUGUGAAGAACUUGAAGGAAGUCAGCAGCAAAAUGGGUACACAAUCGGUUACGUUGGAGAAACAAAUUGUGGACCUUUAUACGAUGAAAAAUGUGUGGAAUGGCUCGAAAAACUUUGAAACUAUUCCGGACGAGGCCAGUUUCAAAGGUUUGCAAUAUUUGGAGAAUCUGGAUUUGACAGUUUUGGAAAACUUCAAAGUUGGAACCGACUCCCAGAAGUCAUUGGAAACUCUUACAAAUGCUGCCAAAGCUGUGGUGGAUGCUAUUGAAAAGGGGAAUGCUUUGAAGACUUUGAAACAGAUGACUCCAUUUCAUCAGUUUACGCAAUUAGUGGAACAUUACUCAAACUCGAAACCAGGUGAUAUCCAGCUUUUGACGCCUGCAAAUACUGCACCAUUGAAGACAAACCUAAAGAUGCUUCAAGGAUUCAGCAGCAAAACUGAAGUGUUAUCGACAUUGAGUCGAAUUGCAUCGUCUGGAAUGGAGGCUUCAACUGAUAGAAUGCACACAUCAGGUUUUAUCAAUGGACACCGUGAUCUAAACCAACUCGUAAAAGACGUUGGAAAUGCAUGGUUACAAAAUUCUCUGGGAACAUUUGAUUUGAAAGAGGGAUUAUCGGUUUUUACUGGCUUAGCAGAAAAAAUGAGUGCAUUGGAUGAAAAGUGGAACAGCGCAAGAACAAAGACAGUAAGAAGAUCACUCCAAACUGCCAAAAACUUGGAGUACAGUUCAAACUUGGUCAAGUAUAAUCCUGAUUCAUUGGACACUGCAUUCCAGUCGUUUCAAAAAUUUCCAGCAGUUUUACAACUUCUGACAAAUAAUUUGAAAGGCUUAAGCAAGGAUUUUAUAAAACUUCUCAAAGUGGUCGAAAUAGUGUAUUCCAUUUCUCGAUCGAAAAGCUUGGAGAGUUCAAAAACUCACCUGUUACUACUAAAAAAUGGGGAGAAAGUUAAAGAUGUCGUAGGUCGAAUUAUGCAGCAGUCCUCCUUCUAUGCUAGUGUUUCUACCCAUCCCAAAAUCAUAGAAUACAAGGAAUUCUUUGAUUUUUUGAAGACUUUAAACGAGGACUUUACCAGUCUUUCUGCGGCCACUCAGUUUGUGAUCGACUUACGAAAUCUCAAAGAUGAACAGUCUUUCGAGACUGACAUUACGACUGCUUCAUCUGCUGUUUCUGGUUCUUCCAAGCACAUCUCAACGAUUCGAUCAAAGAUUGAGGAGAUCACGAAAUCAGAAACUGGAAAGAAGUUGGUUGAAUUCAAAGAGUUGGUAAAGUUCUCAAAACCACUUGGAGAUUCUUCAGAAGCUUUGUCAAGAGUUCAGAAGGUGUUGGAGAAGAAGAAAGCGUUGUUGGACUUUGUGGAAAAUGGACAUUUGGUGGAGGAGGCUGUUGAACUAAUUCCUGCGCCUAUGGACCAAUUCGAAGUGAGAAAAGAUUGGGCUGGAUUCGAUGAAUUGAGUUCGAAAAUCCUAGAUCAGUUGGACAAGAUUCAGAAAUGGAUUGAUGGUUUGGUGAAGUCAGAAGACCUGGACUCGUAUGGCUCUACUCUGGAGAAGUUAUCUGGAUUGGGAGAUGUGGAUUUGGAGAUGAAUCGGAGACUGGCGGCUGUCGAUUUUCUUCAGCAACAGAUUAUUCGGUUCAACCUUCAAAGCCCAAAAAUUGUGAAAUUCAAGGAGACGAUCAGCCCAUUGGAGUCGUUGAAUCUUGAAUUCUCGAAAUUCGAUGCAUCCCUAUCAACGAUGUCUUCAACCCUGACUGGACUCAAAAACGUUGGUGGAAAAGCGGUGAACAGUACCACAAUGGCUGCAGGUCUGAUUGGAGAAAAGGAAGAAUCUGAUAACUUCUGGUAUAUUGUUAUCGCUACUAGCAUUGUUGUUGUGGUUAUUGCGAUCGUUUUAGCGGUUGGUAUAAUAUAUUGUGGAUGGUUCAAAGAAUGUCGCAAUAAGAUGAAGGGCAAACGAAAACCAAAAAAUAAAACAACACCUUCUGUUACACCGGUCACUCCAAAUACAGAUACUGGCAAAACGAUGAGGACGACACCAAUUCAAAAAGAUGAUAAAAAAGUUGUGAAACCGCCAUCAACUGGAAAGUCGAAAGUAGCUUCAUCUGUAGCUAAACCAGCAGGAAAUAACAAAUCUCGACAAGAUAAUAAGAAUAAGAAUGAUCAGAAAAAUCAGAAAAACCAGAAGAAUCAGAAGGAUCAGAAGAACCAGAAGAACCAGAAUACUCAGAAACGUGUUCCCUCAUCAUCAAAAAAGAACCAAUCUGGACGAGGUAAUAACAGUAAUCGGAAUAAUCAGAAUGAUGAGGCACCAGUAGCUCCACCAGCAGGAAGCAACCGAACACAACGAAAUAAUCAGAAUGCACGAGAAAUCGUAACUGUCCAACCAGGAAAUUUAUCGGCAGAAGAGUUCUCAGCAAAAAAUAAAUCGAGUUACAUGGAGAGCCAAAGUGAUGAUGACACCCUCCGUUGUGUUAAGUCAAUCACAAAUGAUUGGUGUUGA
Molecule: messenger RNA, 3150 nt
Organism: Caenorhabditis remanei
Lineage: Eukaryota; Metazoa; Nematoda; Chromadorea; Rhabditida; Rhabditidae
Exons: 9
Coding region: 1-3150 (1049 amino acids)
Source: RefSeq, a predicted model, not a curated record